AUGAGUGUAAGUAAUGAAAACACUUUCAGAAAUCAGGACAUUUACGAUGAAUCAGACGUCCCGGCGGUUGGCGUAGAAGCAGAAUUCCCGGAAGGCAACGUAUAUGAACGACGAGAAUUUACCAUGGUGGAACCAACGCCUACCGCGGAGCCCCCAAUGACGUCGCUGUUCGAGUGCCUUUCUGGAGGCACAUUACACUUAGAUAAGGCCGCAAAAAUGAUGGCCUCAAAAAUGCGAGCAAAAACCUUCAACCAGGCGGCUCAUGGUGGCGAAUUAGCUCUAUCAAAGCAGCAGAAGGUGGCACGAAUGAUCGAAAUCACGGAAAAGACGACACCAUCCGGUCAAGACCGGACUCUCUCAUUGCAGAAUUGCGCUAAAAUAUGGACUCUAAACUUCCCAGCACCAUUCGCAAAGCUUAAACUGAACGAAUUGAUUACCCAGUGGGAACCCAGAAAAAGAGACAACCUACAUCAACAACUCACUUCUCUGUUUCGUUUUAUACUUUUGCGGGCUACUAACCCCCCUCAAACUAUCCAGGAGUAUGCCGUACGGGUCAACAAAACCAGCGGGAGGGACGUUCGACUACGAACGCUUCCAGAGGAAGUUGAAGAACUACUUAAAAGUAAGUUUGAUUAGCU
Cylicostephanus goldi is the source of this 638-nucleotide messenger RNA. Lineage: Eukaryota; Metazoa; Nematoda; Chromadorea; Rhabditida; Strongylidae. The record is from the annotation of a GenBank genome assembly.